UUCGCCCUUUAGGAAGGGGUGGGGCAGAGGGGAAACUGACUGCAGAGUGAGGCAAGUGUCCUCCUUUGACUUAAUGGGGCCCAACCUCCUUUGCUGACCUUUCGGCACAGCACUCCUAAGGCAAUAGAUUUAAUGGCUUUCGGAGAGGGGAGUGGUUGGUGGUCGGGCCUUCUGCCACUUCUACCCUCCUCUCUCUACUCCCUCCUAGACCACCUUGCGGGAACAUCCCACCCCAGCCCCUACUUUACUGCUGUUUUGCCGAAUGGUAAACGGUUAAGAUUUUUUAGGUAAAAAUAAUUUUCCCAGGAGAAAAAUUGUGAGGAAAAAUAAUUUAUUCUCAUGGAAAAACUAUGUUCACAUGUCCUUUCUUUUGCCCCCUUCCCGGUCACAAUGAUGUGAGUCUGCCCUUUGAGUUGAUAACAGUUUUGGACUCUUCUUGCACUCCCCCCCCAUGUUGUGCCGGACAUGGGCUCACGCAUGCGCGCGCGCGUACACACACAGACACACGCACACAGCCCCUUUCCCAGCUCCUCCAUCCUCCAGGCUUACUGGGUCUCCUCCCCCACGCAUGCGCAAACAUGCUUGCCCGCACCCUCUCAUGCACCUUCCAGUUUCUCCCUGACACACAACACACACGUAUUCUCACAUGACCUCAGACCCUCUACUGCCCUCCUCCACCCUUCAUAACCUACCACAUGGACACCUCUAGAUCCCAUCCCUUCCCUCCUCUUGUAUUCCUAUCCUCUCGUAUGCUCCAGCGUACAUACACACAUGCAUACAUCCUCCAGAAGCACCCUCCUCCUUGCCUGCCACAUAUACACAGAAGGACAUCCUUUUGUUAUUUGCCACUGAGACACACAUCCUCCCUACACACAAACACACACACACACACACACACACGCACACACACACAGGUCAGACACCCUUCUUGUAUAUGCUCCUGUUUUGCCAUGUGCAUAAACGUCCCUCCUUUGCUGGUCUGCAUGGUGUACACACUCACACUCAUAGAAAUCCUUCUCUGGGGACACUACCCCCUUCCUGCCUGCUGUGUUCACAUAUGAGGACAGUCUGGUUCCCGGCCUCUGUGCCACCCCCCCCACAUCUCUUUGCAGUAUUUCUGCCACCUGUACUUCUUGCAUUUGUUUACACUGACAUUUCAUUUUUACCUUCCAUUUUGAUGAACAUGUACACACACACACACACACACACACAAAAAAAAACUCUCACACACUCUUCUCCAUUGCUACAGUAACUAUCCCUGCCUGUGAUGUACAUGUAACACAGGCUUCCCUCCAUAAUCCCAGCUGCCAUACCAUACUUAUAUAUACCCCUCUCCUGAAGCCACCCCACUCAUGCAUGCCAUCUUUGUACCUAUAUUCAGAAUAGGUCUCAUUCUGGUGCUCACAUCUUUCUCUCUGCACACAUAGACAUCCCUCUAUUGCAGAAUUUCUGGCUCCCUGUCUACCUGUCUUUCUCCUAACAGACAUACAGACACUCCUAUAUACACAAUGAUCUAUAUUUUUCACUCUUCCAAUUUGCAUUUCUCCUCUAAAUCUGCAACGGUCAGAAAAACGCAGACAUCCCAUAAAAUAAACCAAAACACAGCAAUCUUUUCUUUUCCUAACUUUGGCACAGUUCCACAUUAUUUCACCCACAUUUCAAGUAUCCAAUCACUUUUCCACCUUCUGUCAGUCACAUUCUCCAAGUCUGGCCUUCCUGCAAGCCCAAUUUUGUAAUCGUUUUGCCAACAUUACAAAUGUGUUCCCAGAUCUACACAUGACAGUCACUGGAAUGCUACUCCAUGCCUUAGAAGAAAUUGAAACUAAUUUAAAAGGCCCCUUAUCCCAUCUGUUACCUGCCUGCUGAAAUGAAAAUAGGUCUCCCUGCUCCCUGCUUUAUUCUAAACUGAUUUGACUUUCCCAGCUCAAAAAGGUGUACAGAGAGCAGGAACCCCCAGUUGUAUUGGAAGCCCUCCUAAGUCAGAGCCAUGGGUCAGGAAUCUAGCAAACUUGUAUGGCCCAAACCAGGAGGGUACCAGUCUAAUACAGGCAGGAGGUAUGGAAGAAGGCAUGCUUAUGUCAGUUUCAGGCCAUCCACGAGCCAGCAGGAAAGGAUUACCAGCCAGAGAAAGAGCACAUCUGAAGUCCCAAUGCACAGAUCAGCCCCCAGUCAGUCCGCCAGGAGGAGCCGGUCGCCAUUUUCCACCACUCGUCGUACUUGGAAUGACAGUGAGAGCUCAGGUACCAGCCUGAAUGCUGAAAAUGAAGACUAUUCCAGUACUUCCAGGUGGAGAGACACUGCCAACUCUGAUGAAGGCUGCUCUGGGGGCCUCACAAGAAGAGGCAAAGGUGAGAGUUCAAGUGGCUACUCUGAGCCGAAGUACCUUGAAGACAAGAGGGAAACCAGGAACAACCAAGUGAAACCAGAGAAAGUGCCCAGGUUGCGACGAACCAUGGUUGAUCCCGACUUCUGGACAUACGAUGAUGAGAAUUGCAAAUACUUUGAUGACGACUCUGACAGUGACAAAGAAUGGAUUGCUGCUCUGCGCCGAAAGUAUAGAAAUCAAGAACGGCCUCUGUCAGCCAGUGGUGAAAGCUGGGAGACUCUGCUGGAAAAGAAAGAGCAAGAACCUUUACAAACUAGAGUGAGCAUGAAUGCUGCUGGUGUCGACUAUGGCCUUGGUGCUGGAGCCAGUGAGGUUGCCAGCAUCAAUGCUGGGGCCAGUGAAGGUGCUGGUAGCAAGGGUAGUAGCUAUCUUGAAGAAGUUCAAGAGCCAUCACUUCAGGAAGAAAAGCAGGCACCCCUGGAAGAAAGAGAAAGUCCUUGGCUCCAGUCCAAUGAGAAUGAGAGCAGCAGCGAUGGAGAUAAUGAUUCUGGUCAUGAGUUAAUGCAGCCUGGGAUAUUCAUGCUGGAUGGAAACAACAACCUUGAAGAUGACUCCAGUGUCAGUGAAGACCUCGAAGUGGACUGGAGCCUCUUUGAUGGCUUUGCUGAUGGGCUAGGAGUGGCUGAAGCCAUCUCUUAUGUGGAUCCUCAGUUUCUCACUUACAUGGCUCUCGAAGAGCGUCUGGCUCAGGCGAUGGAAACUGCCCUUGCACACUUAGAAUCCCUUGCGGUGGAUGUUGAAGUGGCCAAUCCACCAGCAAGCAAAGAGAGCAUUGACACUCUUCCCGAGAUUCUGGUCACUGAAGAUCAUGGUGCUGUAGGUCAGGAGAUGUGCUGUCCAAUUUGCUGCAGUGAAUAUGUGAAGGGCGAGGUGGCAACUGAGUUACCUUGCCAUCACUAUUUCCACAAGCCAUGCGUGUCCAUCUGGCUUCAGAAGUCAGGCACCUGCCCUGUGUGCCGCUGCAUGUUCCCUCCCUCACUCUAAUGACCAAGGCUGGUUACGGCUGGUCUCAUUGUUACCCCCAUCUGAAACCUACACUUCUGCAGGAUCCUCUCAGAAUUAAUGAAAAUGAAACCAGUUGGUCAAUUAAACUAAACCUGUUGAUUCCUUGUGAUUAUUUCUAAUGUGAAAUGAUUGUGUAUGAUUGCAUUAAAAAUCACUGUCAGUUAGAGGUUAGAAAGGGAAAACUAAUUUUUUAAAUGCUACUUGAGAUUGAAAGAACAUAAUUUUCUAACCUGGAAGUUGAAAUAACUCACAUUUUUUUUUCCUUCAGUAGAAUAUGUUGCUGUUAAUUCUAAUGUCAAGUUUUACAUGUUAAAUAUGCCCAAAAAGAAAAAUUAGUUUUGUUGCAUGUUCUAAGCUAAUGUUCCUGUAACUGCAGUGCUAUAAAAGCUUAUUAAAAUCUUUUGGUUUUACUUGAUAUAACAGGGUUGUUUGGUUUUUGUCUGAAGUAGUGGUACCAACUGACUUUACAAUCAGUCCCUUAUAUUUAUAUCAAAAGUGAGGGGUGUUUUUUGUUUUGUUUUGUUUUUUUUUUAAUGCUCCCAGCAGUAGAAGAACUUUAGUUUUCACUUAAAAUGUUGACCCCCAAAACAAUGUUUGUGUGUGUGUGCAAUUUUUUCAUAGCAGGAAUAAUAGUCUACUAUAGAGGAAAGGUAGAAUAGGGAAAGAUGAAAGGAAAAAAACAAGAUAAUAGUAGGAAUACAAACUGAGUGUAAGAAUGAAUAAGUUAAAAAUCACCUUUGGCAAAAUAGGCACUCGCAGAGGAAACAGAUAUAAAUAAAUAAAGCUGUAUGCUAAUUACAUACCUUAGCACCACAACAGUUAGGGACACCUGAUAGGAACUUCGGGAAAAUAGAGGUGCCAGCCUACAGCAUGAACAGUUUGUAACGUUAGACCAUAUUUGCUUUAGAUUGUUCUCUACUAAGUAAGAGUUUUCAAGCAUCAGUGAAGUUUUUCACUCUACUAUAGUUACCUUUACCCUCCCAUGGAUGUAAGUACUACCCAGAAAAUUGUAUAUUUACUUGUUUGUAGAUUUAUAUAGGAUUGUGUGUAUAGGUCUGUAUCAGUGUGUGUGUCUCUAUUAAAGAGAGUACUUACGUUUUAAAACAUAGUGGGUAGAAUAUGUGCUAUUAUUUUGCAACUUGGUUUUUUUACUCAGCAUUUCUAAGACUUAGCCAUUUUAGUAUGUAUAGUUUUAAUUGCUGUAUACCAAAUAUCUGGUUGUAUGAGUUGGUAGAGUUUCUCUAUUACCCUAUGGGUGGGCAUUCAGGUCCUCACCAGCAUUUUGGUGGCAGGGAGUAUAUUAGAAAGAUAGAUGAGGUUUUUUGUUUUGUUGUUAUUGUUUUGUUUUUUUGUACUGGGAGCGAACUCAUGACUUCACGUUUGCCAAGCAGGCACUGUACCACUGAGCUAUAUGUCCAGCCCCAAGACCCUUUCAUACACAUGUGAGUUUCUCUAAGGGUAAGUGCACAUGAAUAAAAAGGUCUGGUUCCCAGAGUCUGAGAUUCUCCAUCUCAACUGGACAUUGCUAAUCUGCUGUUCCGAGUAGGUGCACUAAUGUAUGCUCUUACCAACCAUUUAUGAGGCCUGUUUCCCCACACCUGAAAAGCCUGGAUAUUGUUAGCAUCCAGUAUCACUGGGAAUCAGUGAUGUGUAAAUUAACGCACCAAUGAAACAUACUAUGCCCAUAAGAAAACAAUAGGUUUUCUAACUCAUCACAUCUAGUUUGUGCUAAAGAAGAUGAUUUAAGUAGUUGAUGUGCAUAUAAAUUAUAGCAGCUCUUUCAGAGAACAGUUUAGACAGUACCUGUUAACAGGUAAAGUGGCCCAUAUUUUGGAUUCUUUGAUAGUAUGGAAUUAAUGCUAUUCUGAAGUUACAGGUUGUGUCAAAUAUUGAUAUGAAAAUAUCUCCAAUAUAAUGCUUUUCAAAAAGAGCAAAGUGUAGAAAAAUAUAUACCUCAUAGAACCAAACUAUACAUGAAAUGCACAAAAAUAUCUGGAAGGCUGUUAGAGGAUACCACUGGGGAGGAAUUGAGGAUCGGGGCAAAGGAAUGAAGAAAGGCUUUUGAUUUUCCACUGGAAAUAAUGCAUUUUUUUCUAGUGUCACUGUAUUUUUACAAAUAUUAACAAAAUAAGGCUGCUGUAUUUUUUUUGGUACUGGGAGUCAGCCUGAAGGCAAACUUCAAAAAUUUUCAGCCAAGUAUGGUGAGACCAAAACUUGAGAGGCUAAAAUAGGAUUGCAGGUUUGAUCCCAUCCUGGGCAAUUUAGCCAGACCUGGUCUCAAAAUACAAAGCCCUAAGGUAUACUGUCUCACAUGCACACAGCUCUGGGUUCAACACCAGUACCACAGUACUAUUUUAAAAAUUAGCAUUCUCCCAUUGUACAUACAGAAACAUGGGUAGAAGCCACAGUUCUGUUUUUGCAACUGGUCAAGCUGAUCCUAUGACUUUAUUGCUUGCCAGACACUCCAUGUUCCCCCUUGGUCUUCAGCCAGCAUCUCAGCCAUUAAUGGAGACUCUAAAUCUGAGUCUUUGCAAGGCCCUUUUUGGUGGGUCAUGGUGAUUUGUCGUGACGAUUUUGUGUGGUCUGAGUAGCAUCACACAGGAGAUAUUUUAGGAGCAUCUUUAAAGGAGGUCCUGGUCAUCUUCCUCUCUGCUCCCAUGGCAUAGCAGUGACCCUAUUUUCCCAUUAGUCAAAUUAGUUAAUCCAGAGAAGGUAACUAUCCAGUGUCCAUAGGUCCCUCCUGGUGUUGGAAAAACCUGCCACUGCAGAGUUAGAGGCAGGGCUGCUCUGCCAGGAAGGCCCAUGAGGACAAGUCCUGGGUGCUUGGGGCCCUGCACAGCUCAGAUGGAGCUGGGACCCCAGAUAAGGCCGUUAGAAAUCUAAAGGGAGGAAGUCCAAGAAACAGGUGUUCUGAAGCAUUUGUUUUUGUGUUGCUAUGGUGAUGAUGGCAGCAGCAGCAGUGGCACUGCAGCCCCACAGUGGUAUGAAGCCCCUCCCCAGGCUGUUGGGCCUAUAGCUCCUAUGGCAGGCUAUGGCUGUGUCUUUGGCUGCCCAAUUCCCUUGUGCUGCCAGUUUCUCAUUUUCUAGUGUCCCUGACAGCUCCCCAGGCUUCUCCUUGGCUUUCCAAUACAUUUAUGAUAAAGUUAACUAGAGCUGUUUUCUGUUGUUUGUAACAAAGAACCCCAAAUGCCACACAUGCUAGCACUGUAACCCACUUUUGUGCCUGUUUUCUUUGUCAUCUGAAAUAUGCCACACGGCCAAGAGUCAAGCAGUUUCUGUUUAAAAUGUAAUGGACUCAUAUUUGACACCAGGAGCCAUGGUUCUAGAAUAGCAGGCUUCAGGGGCCUCUAGGUACAAAGUAGUCAUUUCUGAAAGUAGAUUUAUUUGGUGUGUUCAUUGAAAGCACCACCAUACUUUGUUUUUGUUGUUGUUGUUGUCAUUAUUUUCUGGCCAUGGGGUAAAUAACCCUAAGUUUUGGUCACUAAUUUGAAGCAUAAACCUUUACUUCUUUCCAGAGAGCACUCUGACUUCCUGAGGUGCCCUGCCCAGCUGGCAUCAUAGCUGCACCCUUCUAAGACCUCUCCUGGGCUCUAAGUCCCUGCAUGCUCUUAGCCCUCUGUUCCUGCAAAACCCUUCCGUAUUUGUGCCUCAAGACCCUGAAAUGGCCUUCUCAGUCCUGUCUCAAUUCUAUUCAUCCUUUCAAAAGUUCAUAUGCUAGCUUUUGAAAAAAUAUUUGGAUACUCCAUAGCUUCUCCCCUCUGUGUCUCCCAUCGUAAGUUUCUGAGAUCAAGAGCUCUGCCUGAGUCGUUUUUAUAGCCCUGGUAUACAUGCUUGGCAUGUCCAGAAACACUUACUGGUAGGGUGACUAGAUUCCUUUCCUCAAGUGGGCUUGGAUGUGCUAUGAGAACCAGCAGGAUCACGGUAGCCUUGUUCAACCAGACUCGAGUCCGGUCUCAGGCCCCCUCCCAACUUCUGGCACCCCUGGCAUCCCUGUCCCUUCUCCCCUACCACUGUCUUGUGGCCUCAAACUGUAUCCCAUUUUCUGUGUGUCCUACCAAAUUCCCAGUGUUUUACAGAUUGUUCUCAAGCUCAGGACCUGUGGGAAUGAAAUGGCAUCAUGUGAAGACAUGCUAGAUGGAGCCUCUGACUGACAUAGAGUUGAUAAGGCACUAGCCCACGUAGCCCCUGCCUUGGACAAAGCACUGGCAUGGAGCAAGCCAAAUUCUGGGUCCCCUGAACCAACCUUUCCACUGCUCCAUUGGUGGCUGUAGAAAGGUACUUUGCAAUCCCUGUUUUCCUGUUUAUUGCCUUCUAGCUUCAUUGUCCUGCAUGGGUGCAUGCAUGUGUGUGUGUAUGCAUGUGUGUGUAUGUGUAUGAAAGCUCAGUGAGACUUCACAGUCCCUUACAUUUGUUCAGCUUUCCUAGACCCCUUGCAUUUAGUCAGUUUCACUGGCUCCUUCCAGAAGGUGGGUGACCAAGAGACUGGGCUCAGAAAGUGUUCUGCAAACAGCAGAAAUAUGUCUACUUGGCAGGGGGUGGUGGGGAGCAGGAAUUCUCCACACCAGCAGUAAGUAGUCCCUGGGUGGUGAAGAGCAGGCAGGGCUCUGGACUCUGGACAUUGGUGGUGAUGGUAUAAAAGCCUGAACCAGCCCCAGCUAGGCCCCAUUCAGGUACUCUGGUCACAGGCACCAAGUGCAGGACCCUGUAGACGAGCUUCAGGGCACCAAGACAAAAAGACAGCAGGCAUUUUGGUGGGAAGAAGAAGAGAAACAAAGCAACUAUGUAGGAGGCCUCCUGCCAAGGUGCUGGGGACUAGAGGACUGUUCACAGGGUCAAAGGCUUGAGGCUGACAUGAAGCCUGGGAGCCAGCCUGAAGACAAGUAGGGACUGAGGACACAAGCUCAUCGAAACUGAUUGUCAAGUGCCCAGUCCAAGUCACUGCUCAGUGAGGAUCAUGCUUACAUUUAGCAAAUAAGCUGGAGAUUCAGCACUGAGUAGUUCACUUCAACAAAUACUGAUUGAGCUUCUGCAUGUGGUAUGUUAGACCAGGGUCUAAAAGAAAUGAAAAAAUCUCAGUCUUUUCCCUCAAAGAGCUCACAGUCUAAUGAGGAAAACAGACUGGUGAAGAGGAUUGCAGCUGGGUAUGGUGGUGCAUGCCUGUAAUCCUAGCACUAGUAGAGGCUGAGGCCCUAGAAUUACAGAAAGUUUGAGGCCAGCCUGGGCUACAUUGUGAGUGCAAGGUCAGUCUGAACUACACAGUGAUACUCUGUGUCAAAAAACCAAAGGAGAAACAAAAAGCAUGUGCGAGAACUACAAUGUUUUAUAGAAAGCUGAGGCAAAUGGGUAAACUGGGAGCAAAAACUGGGCUAACCAAGCUAGGAAGGGGGACUGGUCUUUGGAAGGAUCCAGGAUGAGGCCACUCACUUCUAAAUUUCAGAUAAGGAAAUGGAGGGAGAGUAGGAUUGGCCUUUUCAGUGUUCUUGUAUCAAUUGGCAGCACUCCUUUGAAGGGCUUCUUAGUGAAACAUCACAUUUAAAAUCUGCACAUACACUGAUCUGGUGUUUCCACUGGUAGGAAUUGAUCCUACAUGAACAAAAGCUCAAAGUUGCUUGUACAUGGAUAUUUAUUGUUGCAUUAUUUGUAGUUACAGAUAUGGGAAAGCAUGUACAUGUCCAUCACUGGGUGUCCAGCUAAAUUAUGGCACAGCUAGCAGAUGCUUUUCUAGAUGGUCUGUAUAUAGCAUGGGGCAGGUCCUCUGGUACUUACUGCCAUGCAACAGUAUUUAGAAUCAAGAAGUUAUGAAAGCCAGGUACAGAACCAUUGGCUCACUUACUAUUUUUGUGUUUCACAAAAUAUACAUAUUCACAUGGAGGUGUACAUACAAUAUUCUGCAAAGAUAGACAGGAAAUGGGAGCCAAUGUUGAAGGUGAGAAGGAACCUUGCUUUUCGCUGUUUACUUUUUUUUUUUUGCAGUACUUGGGAUGUAACCCAUGGCCUCAUGCAUGCUGAGGAAGUGCUCUCCCACUGAUCUAUAUUCUCAGCUCCAUUGUCCAUUGUAUGCUGUUUUCCUUUUGUGAUACUUUGGUUUUGUGGGGAUUUUUAAAAAGACUUUAUUGGGCCAGGUGUUACCACUUACCCCUUGGGGAUGCAUUUGGCCGGCUCAUUCUGUCUUUAUCUUGAGGCCUAGCCUCCAACAGAUGUGCCUCUGCCCACAGUUGUACUGUGUCUUCAUCUUUUGUAUUGAUUCUUUUGAGGACCUAACCUCAUCUGACUACCUACAUUUCUGCUUAACUUAGCUGCCUACAAUAAAAUGUCUUGUUUCACUUUUGUGUUUGUGUUUUUGGUACUGGGGAUUGAACCCAGGGCUCUCACAGUAAGCUACGUCCCUAGCCCCUUUUAAAUUUUUUGAGACAGGGUUUUAUUAAGUUCCUAAGUUGCCCUGGCUGAGCCCAGAUUUACAACUCUCCUGCCUCAACCUCCCAGAGUGCUGGGAUCUAGGGAAUAUACCUGCACCUGGCUGAGAAAGGCUUCUCAAAGGAUGUCCUGUAUCUGAGUUGGACCUUUCAGAGCCACUUCCUGGUUUUUUAUUUGUUUGUUUGUUUUGUUUUGAUCAUGUAUGUGCAUGAUAGAGAGAAAGCGAAGGAAGAGGGGAAGGAGGAGAGCAGAGAUCUCAGGCAAAACAAACCAAAUGAACAAAGGUCUAGAAGUAUGAAAUAAAAUGGGGGGUGUGUGUGUGUGUGUGUGUGUGUGUGUGUGUGUGUGUGUUGUCCCUGUACUAUGAGACAGACUCUACUAGGUGACUUCCAGUAAUACUGUUACUGGAAAAGUCCAUUGUCAGGAUACAAGUGAGAAAAAGUUAGGACACUCAGCCACAAGGCCAAACCCUAUGGAAAUCAGAAAUGUCAGCCCAAGCAGGGUUUGCAGGGGGAAGAUGAACCUAGCUAAGCUGACGUUGGGUAGACAAGAUAGUAGGCUGGGAGAUAGACCAGCACUCAGGGUAGGGUCACCAGGAUUUCCACAUUGUGUGUACACAACAAAAAGAUCAUCGGGAACUCUAGCAGCAAGUCAGCAAACAGUGAUUCUCGAUGGUGGAAUUACAGAAAUAUACUUACUUAUUUUGUGUUUUGGGAGUAUUUCUAAAAUUGACUUCAAUCAGCAGGUGAGGGCCAGGGAUUUAGCUCAGCAGCUUAAGUGCUGGCCUGGCAAGCAUGAGGUUGCAAGUUCAAUUCCCAAUUUAUAUAAAAAAAUCAGCAGAUGAGCAGGGCGAAAAAGUAAAAGGGCUCUUGGUAAACGCCCCUGGCGCCAGCUGGGAGCAGAACCAGAAGCGGCUACCUGAGACCUGGCCAUGUUGGGACUUAGGCAGCUGCAUAAGAAGGCAAUUUGCUCGCCCUCUUGCUCAGCGCCCAUGGUGCUGUCUGGCAGGAGAACCAGUCAGCUGUUCCCAUGAGCCUACCAUGCUCCGGCUGAGAAUCAAACAUUCUCCGCCCCCCCCCCCACCUCUGGCCCCUGUCAGCAACUGGGGACAGAGUUCUGAGCAUCUCUUGGGAGGAUGACCAUAUGCAAUAUAGCAAAUAUGGGGGAUUUCCUUCUAUGUUCUGUUUCAAGGCAAAGGUUAUUUUCACUGUAAUGUUUUGUAAUGAUUGUUAUGCUCUAUUCAAUAUUCUCCUUCAAUUGGUUUUACAAUAGUGUGUUAUUGGUUUGAUUUCUGUAUACCUAAUUGACUGGACAACUAUUGUGAAGAUAAUGAGAUAUACUAUAGUACCUAUUACUACUAUCCCAGUAUCCUGCUGUGAAGUUCUGUACCAAUGUCACUACAUUGUCUCGAUUCAUUGGCUUUGUUUUAUCUUGUUCUGUUGUAUUUUUACUACAUUCUAAAUAAAAAAAAGUAAAAGGAAA
This is a messenger RNA of Cavia porcellus (domestic guinea pig), 11287 nucleotides long. It is a transcript of the gene Pja1, whose product is annotated as praja ring finger ubiquitin ligase 1. The coding region runs from base 1988 to 3370 and encodes 460 amino acids. Lineage: Eukaryota; Metazoa; Chordata; Mammalia; Rodentia; Caviidae. The transcript has 2 exons. Gene Ontology annotation, cellular component: cytoplasm. The record is from RefSeq and is a predicted model, not a curated record. Gene Ontology annotation, biological process: protein ubiquitination. Gene Ontology annotation, molecular function: ubiquitin protein ligase activity.